UUUCCUCUUCAGAAACACUCGCCUCAUCUAUUUUCCCCUCCUAAUAUUCAUGCAAGGUCCUCUUUUCCACCCAAUAUAUAUAGGCAACACAAGCUACAAAACUAUAAAUUGCGAAAUGAAAAACAAUCAAUGAAAAAUGGGUUAAGGUCUUGCAAAGUACAAUAUGGUCCUUUUCUCUACCUCACCUCCACCCCCACGCAACAAAUUAUUUUUUUAACUGAAUCUUUAAUUUCCAAGCCAACAUAAAAAAGUUGCAAAAAUAGCCAAUUGGUGCAACUUCUGGGGCUAUCAAGGAUCAUUUCAACCAGUAAUUUUUCAGUCCAUUUGGUGAAUUUUAGGAAUAAUUUGUGUUGAGGUGAUUGGAAUUGUAAUUUUUGUAAAUGAAUGGGAGGUGUUGGAGUUGAAAAUGGUGUUCUUGAAAAUUGGGGUUUAGAGAUUUCAGGGCUAGUUUUGGUAAUAUUUUUUUUUGAUGUGAAUAGCUUAUAGAAUGAAUUCAGAUGUUAAUCGUGCUGGUGGACAAGUGGAAAGGGAUAUUGAGCAGGCCAUAACUGCUCUAAAGAAGGGUGCAUACUUGCUCAAGUAUGGGAGAAGGGGGAAGCCGAAGUUUUGCCCCUUUCGGUUGUCAAAUGAUGAGUCUGCUUUAAUAUGGUUUUCAGGUAAAGAGGAGAAACACCUGAAGCUAAGUCAUGUGUCAAGAAUAAUAUCUGGGCAGCGCACUCCAAUUUUUCAAAGGUACCCACGACCUGAGAAGGAGUAUCAGUCAUUUUCACUUAUAUACAAUGAUAGAUCGCUGGAUUUGAUAUGUAAAGAUAAAGAUGAAGCGGAGGUUUGGUUUAGUGGUUUAAAGGCCUUAAUAUCUCGUGGGCACCAGAGGAAAUGGAGAACAGAAUCAAGGAGCGAUGGAAUUUCUUCCGGUGCUACUAGUCCUAGAACUUAUACACGAAGAAGCUCUCCUCUGCAUUCUCCUUUUAGUAGUGAUAGCUUGCACAAGGAUGGUGGUGAUCAGCUUCGCCUUCAUAGUCCAUAUGAAAGUCCUCCGAAAAAUGGUCUAGAUAAGGGAUUUUCUGAUGUAAUUAUGUAUGCUGUACCUCCCAAGGGUUUUUUCCCUUCAGAUUCUGCUAGCGCUUCUGUUAAUUCCUUGUCUUCUGGAGGUUCAGAUAGUGUGCAUGGUCAGAUGAAGGGAAUAGGGAUGGAUAAUUUUAGAGUAAGCCUUUCAAGUGCAGUUAGCUCAUCAAGUCAAGGUUCUGGUCAUGAUGAUGGUGAUGCCCUGGGAGAUGUUUUUAUCUGGGGGGAAGGCACUGGGGAUGGUGUCCUAGGUGGUGGACCUCAUCGAGUUAGCAGUUCUUUUGGUGCCAAAUUAGAUUCUUUGUUUCCCAAAGCUUUAGAAUCUGCGGUGGUAUUGGAUGUUCAAAAUAUAGCUUGUGGUGGCCGACAUGCAGCACUAGUGACAAAGCAAGGCGAGAUUUUCUCUUGGGGUGAGGAAUCGGGAGGUAGACUUGGGCAUGGUAUUGAUUCUGAUGUUCUGCAUCCAAAGCUUAUAGAUUCACUCAGCCAUACAAACAUUGAGCUUGUUGCAUGUGGUGAAAAUCAUACUUGUGCCGUAACACUCUCUGGAGACUUGUACACAUGGGGUGACGGUGAUUUUGGUCUUCUUGGGCAUGGAAAUGAAGUUAGUCAUUGGGUCCCCAAAAGAGUAAAUGGACCCUUAGAGGGCAUACACGUCUCAUAUAUCUCAUGUGGGCCCUGGCAUACUGCGGUGGUGACCUCUGCUGGUCAAUUAUUUACUUUUGGCGAUGGUACUUUUGGUGUUCUUGGUCAUGGAGACAGAAAAUGUGUCUCUAAACCUAGGGAAGUGGAGUCUUUAAAGGGGCUUCGAACUGUACGAGCAGCUUGUGGGGUUUGGCAUACUGCAGCGGUUGUUGAAGUCAUGGUGGGAAGCUCAAGUUCAAGUAAUUGUUCAUCAGGAAAACUUUUUACUUGGGGAGAUGGUGAUAAAGGUAGACUUGGGCAUGGUGACAGGGAGUCAAAACUUGUCCCUACCUGUGUUGCAGCUCUUGUCGAACCAAACUUUUGCCAGGUUUCAUGUGGACACAGCUUGACAGUUGCAUUGACGACUUCUGGUCAUGUAUAUACAAUGGGGAGUCCUGUCUAUGGCCAAUUAGGUCAUCACCAAGCUGAUGGGAAGUUACCCCGUCGUGUUGAAGGCAGGUUGGCAAAGAGCUUUGUGGAGGAGAUUGCUUGUGGAGCAUAUCAUGUUGCUGUCUUGACUUCCCGAACUGAAGUUUACACAUGGGGAAAGGGGGCAAAUGGAAGAUUGGGUCAUGGGGAUACUGACGACAGAAAUUCUCCAACUUUAGUGGAAGCUUUAAAAGACAAGCAAGUCAAAAGUAUUGCUUGUGGUACUAAUUUCACUGCUGCUAUUUGCCUUCAUAAAUGGGUGUCAGGGGUUGACCAAUCCAUGUGUUCAGGCUGUCGUCUUCCUUUUAACUUUAAAAGGAAACGCCACAACUGUUAUAACUGUGGGCUUGUCUUUUGUCAUUCAUGUAGCAGCAAAAAAUCAAUGAGGGCAUCAAUGGCACCAAAUCCCAAUAAACCCUAUCGUGUCUGUGACAACUGCUUCAGUAAAUUGAAAAAAGCUAUGGAAACCGAUGCUUCUUCCCAGUCUUAUAUGAGUCGACGAGGAAGCAUGAAUCAGUCAGUAACUGAUAUGACAGACAAGGAUACUAAGUUGGAUACAAGGUCUCGAGCUCAACUUGCUAGAUUUUCUUCAAUGGAAUCCUUCAAACAAGUAGAAAACCGUUUUUCCAAACAGAAGAAAAAACUUGAAUUCAACAGCAGUCGUGUUUCACCUAUUCCAAAUGGUACCUCUCAGUGGGGAGCUCUCAACAUUUCCAAGUCUCUUAAUCCAGUAUUUGGCUCCUCCAAGAAAUUCUUUUCAGCUUCAGUUCCUGGAUCAAGAAUUGUUUCUCGAGCAACAUCACCAAUAUCUAGACGGGCCAGUCCACCUCGUUCUACUACACCAACACCAACAUUGGGUGGACUCACGUCUCCAAAGAUUGUUUUGGACGAUGCUAAAAGGACAAACGAUGGCCUUAGCCAAGAGGUUAUCAAAUUAAGAGCACAGGUGGAAAAUCUCAUGUGCAAGGCUCAACUUCAAGAUAUAGAACUGGAAAGAACUACGAAGCAGCUAAAGGAGGCAAUAGCCAUUGCUGGAGAAGAGACUGCCAAAUGCAAAGCAGCAAAAGAAGUGAUCAAGUCACUUACUGCUCAGCUGAAGGAAAUGGCUGAGAGGUUGCCAGUAGGUGCUUCCCGGAGCAUCAAAUCUCCUACAUCUUUAUCCUCGGGUUCCAAUAUUACCGCCAGUGACAUACCAAAUGGCUGUAUUGACCGAGUUCAUAGUCAACUAACUUUCCAAGAUGUGGAGUCAAAUGUAUCUAACAGUCAACUGCUUCCCAAUGGAUCAAGCAAUGCCAGUAAUCGCAAUGCUGUUCAAAACAGACAAGCGUUUCCAGAACCAACGACAAGAAAUGGGGCCAGAACAAAAGAAGGUGAUUCUCGUAAUGAGAAUGAAUGGGUCGAACAAGAUGAACCAGGUGUAUAUAUUACACUUACCUCCUUACCUGGAGGUGUCAAAGAUCUUAAACGUGUUCGCUUCAGUCGAAAACGGUUUAGCGAGAAACAAGCUGAACAGUGGUGGCAAGAGAAUCGUGCAAGAGUUUAUGAGCAGUAUAACGUGCGCAUGGGGGACAAGUCAAGUGUUGGCACUGUAAGCGAGGACUUGCCACAUUGAAACAUGCUAAUAGAUUUGUAAGUGAUUUUUCUUUUCUUGACCUCUUCUUUUUCUUCCCUGCCGGAAAUCUGCUGUAUGGGGAAGAUCAUAUUCAUCACUUAGUUUGGCUUCUCAAAUUUGUGGGGUGGUAGCAGGGUUUGCCAUAAAAAGAACUAGGAGUAGAGGUUUGCUUUGUAAGUUUUCGUUAGCUUUUUCUUUUUCUUUUUAUGGCUUGACCUGUUCUUUUACAUUUAUCUUUUUUUCCAUUUCCCCCCUCCAUAAUGGUGUUUGUGGGGAAUUGAGGGUGAGAGAUGUAAAGUUUUAGUAGGCUGCUUGCUCUAUAUUGGGAGUAGCUUCCUUGUAAAUUUCCAAAGUAAAUGCAUCUUCAGAUAUCAAAUCGCUACCGUUUCUACAUUCA
Lycium barbarum (goji berry) is the source of this 4187-nucleotide messenger RNA. Its product is annotated as PH, RCC1 and FYVE domains-containing protein 1-like. The transcript is spliced from 10 exons. Bases 488 to 3790 code for a protein of 1100 amino acids. Gene Ontology annotation, molecular function: metal ion binding. The record is from RefSeq and is a predicted model, not a curated record. Lineage: Eukaryota; Viridiplantae; Streptophyta; Magnoliopsida; Solanales; Solanaceae.